GCCUUGCGGGGAUGUGUGGCAAAACCCUUUACCCUUUUAUCUUGCUGGGUGCGAAGGGUCACUUUCCCCGGUUUCUACCGAACACACAUCUAAAACAGAGAGGGAUAGGAGGGAAUAGUUAGGGCUGGUGAUUAGGGCCGUCGGAGGCGGUCGCUUGUGAUGGUUGGAAACGGAUCCGGGCGGCGGGCGACUCGAUGUGGGAUUGGGGCUGGGUGGAGCACGGGAUCGGAAGCUUCCUCAGGCCGGCGGCGGGCGGCAGCGGUGGCGGCGCUUGGAUCUUGGGCACCGGCGGCGGCAGCUGGCGUUGGCAUGCCGGUGUAGCGCUGGGCGUGACGGCCAUGGCCGGUCUCGCCUUGGCCGCCACCCUCGUCAUCUCCUCCCGUAGGUAAACAAAAGAAAGAAAGAAAGAAAGACAAAAACAAAAACAAAAAAAAAAAAGGGAAAGAAGGGAACCCCCUUUCCGUUGCUUCCCCAAACCCCGUUUGAGAAAUAGGAUAAAAAGGAAUAAGAAAGAUCGAACAUUUUAGACGAACGAAUACAAGUGUUCAUAGAUGAAAGCUCUCCGACGAUCCCAUACUUCAUCGGCUUCUUCGUCCUCACCAUCUUCGUCGUCGUCGCCUAAGUCGUCAUGGACCCAUUUGAGAUCUCUUCUCGUUGUCGCACCCUCACCUGUUCCCGAUCGAGGUAGUCUUAAAUCACCAUGGUCUCGGCGGAAACGAAAACAUCUAUUGACUAGGCAGCAAUGGAACGAUUUCUUCUCACCAGAUGGAAGGCUCCGUGGUGGUGGAGUGAAAUUAUUAAAGAAAGUUCGUAGUGGAGGAAUCGAUCCAAGCAUCAGAGAUGAAGUUUGGCCUUUCCUCCUCGGGGUCUAUGACAUGAACAGUUCAAGGGCUGAAAGAAAUGCCAUUCAAGUCCAAAAAAGGAAAGAAUAUGAGAAACUAAGGAGGCGGUGUCAGCAACAUUUGAAACUUAGCAGGGAUGAUCACAAGGAGUUAAAAGAAAUAGUUGAAAUGGGUAAUGCCGACAGUCCUUGUUUUGUGGAAGGACGUGAUUCUGUGUGUUCCGAAGAAGUUUAUUGCGCCCAGGAGUCGCUCUCAAUUGAACAAGGAAGCACAGAAUAUGAAACUUUAGAGCAACCAGUCAAGGAAAUAUUUGCUUCCAACUUAACCACCGUGGAUGAAGAUGUUAACAGUGGUCUCACUCAUUUGGAUGUAUCUGAAGAUGAGACGGAAUCAUCAGACAGUAAGUCCUCCAUCGAAGAACCUGAAAGCAUGCUGAUGUCCUCUCCUGCAAAACCAAACAUGGAUUGCAGAUUCGCAAAGAUAUCUUCAGUCAAGGGAAACAUCACUAAGGCAAAUCGAACAGCUGAGGAUUUUGCCACAUGGCAACGUAUCAUCCGUCUAGAUGCCAUCCGAGCCAAUGCAGAGUGGAUUGCCUACUCUCCAGCUCAAGCUGCAAUCCCUGAGGUCAAAGCCCUCCAGUCUGCUGGUGCUGUCGGUUUGACAGAUUAUGAUGAUUUGGAGCCAUGCAGAAUCUACCAUGCUGCACGUCUUGUUGCCAUUCUUGAGGCAUAUGCAUUAUAUGACCCUGAGAUUGGCUAUUGCCAAGGUAUGAGUGAUCUUUUGACCCCUAUCCUUGCUGUCAUGGAGGAGGACCAUGAGGCAUUUUGGUGUUUUGUCGGUUUUAUGAAGAAAGCUAGGCACAAUUUUAGGCUUGAUGAGGUAGGCAUCCGGAGGCAACUGAACAUAGUCUCCAAGAUUAUCAAGUUCAAGGACUCACACCUGUAUCAGCACCUGGAGAAGCUUCAAGCUGAAGACUGCUUCUUUGUCUACAGAAUGGUGGUGGUUGUUUUCCGAAGGGAGCUCAUCUUCGAGCAGACACUCUGCCUCUGGGAGGUAAUGUGGGCAGAUCAGGCGGCAAUUCGGGUAGGAUAUGGCAAGUCAGCUUGGGGGAGAAUGAGGUUGCGUGCCCCUCCCACAGAGGACUUGCUGCUGUAUGCCAUCGCAGCCUCGGUGCUGCAGAGGAGGAAGUUGAUCAUUGAGAUGUACAGCAGCAUGGAUGAAAUUCUACGAGAGUGCAAUAGCAUGGCUGGACAGCUGGAUGUCUGGAAGCUUUUGGAUGAUGCCCAUGACCUGGUGGUGACGCUUCACGACAAGAUCGAAUGAUCUCAUCUCUUGCUUCCCCUCGGUACUCAUAGUCCCAUCAUUUUAGUUUUUAUUUGUCCUUUAUACACUGGGUUUGUCUUAAGGCUUCAUCUGUUUUAACAAGUGCAGACUUUAAUUCAUCAAUUUCCAUGUUUUCA
Messenger RNA from Musa acuminata AAA Group (dessert banana), 2302 nucleotides. RefSeq names its product rab GTPase-activating protein 22-like. NCBI's taxonomy places the organism in Eukaryota, Viridiplantae, Streptophyta, Magnoliopsida, Zingiberales, Musaceae. Gene Ontology annotation, molecular function: GTPase activator activity. The transcript has 5 exons. The coding region runs from base 552 to 2165 and encodes 537 amino acids. Gene Ontology annotation, biological process: activation of GTPase activity. The record is from RefSeq and is a predicted model, not a curated record.